Messenger RNA from Ascochyta rabiei, 2154 nucleotides. RefSeq lists its product as uncharacterized. Gene Ontology annotation, molecular function: biotin--[biotin carboxyl-carrier protein] ligase activity. Gene Ontology annotation, cellular component: cytoplasm. NCBI's taxonomy places the organism in Eukaryota, Fungi, Ascomycota, Dothideomycetes, Pleosporales, Didymellaceae. The transcript has 3 exons. The record is from RefSeq and is a predicted model, not a curated record. Bases 1 to 2154 code for a protein of 717 amino acids. Gene Ontology annotation, biological process: protein modification process.
AUGGCGACCAGAAAGUUGAACGUUUUGGUGUACUCCGGAAAUGGCAGCACUACUGAAUCUGUUCGCCACUGCCUGUACACUCUCCGUCGCCUGCUUUCUCCAGCAUACGCGGUCAUCCCCGUCACAGGUGAUGUUCUCAUCAAAGAGCCCUGGUUCAGUACUUGCGCGCUGCUCGUCUUCCCCGGCGGUGCAGAUUUGGGCUACUGUCGCACGCUCAACGGCGAAGGAAACCGCCGUAUCAGCCGAUAUGUGAAUGCUGGUGGCUCGUAUCUGGGUUUUUGUGCUGGCGGCUACUAUGGCAGCGCAAGAUGCGAGUUCGAAGUAGACGACCCGAAGAUGGCGGUUGUUGGAGAUCGAGAGCUGGCUUUCUUCCCGGGUGUGUGCCGGGGUUUGGCGUUCGAGGGGUUCAAGUAUGCUAGUGAGGCUGGUGCCAGAGCGGCAGACAUCAAGAUCGAAAAGGCAUCUUUUGACGAUGUAAGGGAUGGGGUCGCUGACUCUUUCAAGAGCUAUUACAACGGAGGCGGAGUGUUCGUUGAUGCAAAGAAGCUUGAGGCAAGAGGUGUACAGAUACUUGCAAGUUACACGGAGGACCUACACGUGAAUUCUGGUGAGAGCCAAGCUGCGGUUGUUUAUCGUAAGGUUGGCGAAGGACAUGUUGUACUCACCGGACCGCACCCUGAGUUUGCCCCACAGAACUUAAGCAAGAUACCUAGUCUUCCAUCGUACGCGUCUUUGAUUGACGAAGUCACUGCUACAGAUACAGAACGGGUCUCUUUCUUGGCUUUGGUUCUGGGCAAGCUGGGCUUGAAUGUUAACGAACAGGAACAAGCGGUACCAUCCCUUUCCCGCCUUCAUCUCACGUCUCACAAGUCGACAGCCGUCACGGACCUCGUCGCAUCUUGGGCCGAAGUCAUCACUGUAGUCGAUGGUGAAGAGUAUAUCCAAGGUGGCAAUGAUGUUUUCCAUGUUGAGAAGGAGGGUAGUGUGUGGGCCGUUAGAGAGCUGAAGCGGGCUGUGAGCGCGGUCUCGGAAAAGUUGCCAACACUUGGGUCGAUUCCGGACCAAGCAGAUGAGAAAGACGCAGAAGUUGCGGAAAAUACAUUUCAAAACAAAAAGAAGUCGAAAACCAAGGAGGAGGAAAUCCGAGAGUGCAUUGAAUACACCGCCAAUUCAGCCUUCGAACAGAUCCUUUCAUACGACAAGGUCAUCAAAACGAUCGUCCCGCACACCAAUAACCUCCCUUCAACCCGGGAAACCCCUUUCCACCACGAAGCCUUCUACGCGAACCUUCAUCACUACCACACCAAGCUCCGUAACCCUUCCGCCUCUUUCGGUGCAAAUCUUCUUUACGGCGAAGUAGUAACCAGCACGAAUACACUUCUCGACAAAAACCCAUCGCUCCUACGCACCCUCCCCAAUGGUUUCACUAUAACAGCAACGACGCAAAUUGCUGGCCGCGGUCGCGGCUCAAAUGUCUGGGUCGCACCACCUGGCGCGAUGAUGUUCAGCACCGUGCUCCACCACAGCUUCGCGCUCUCGCAGUCUGCACCCGUCAUCUUUGUACAGUACCUUGCAGCUUUAGCCAUUGUGCAAGGUAUUCAGGAAUAUGCGCCAGGCUACGAAAAGAUUCCCGUCAAGCUGAAGUGGCCUAACGACAUCUACGCACAACUGCCAGGCAGCGCAAACAAUCCUGUCGUGAAGAUUGGAGGGAUUCUCGUAAAUAGCUCUUACUCUGGAAGUAGCUACGACGUCGUCUGCGGCAUCGGUUUGAACUUGUCCAACGCUCUACCCACAACCUCCCUCAAUCAACUCGCCGCUAGUCAGAACCCCCCACUCAAGCCGUUAACACAAGAGAAACUGCUGGCAAGCAUCUUGGCCGCUUUCGAGUCUCUUUACACAGACUUUUGUACGAGAGGAUUCAGUAGGGAUAUGGAGGAGCAGUAUUACAGGGCGUGGCUGCAUACAGAUCAGAUCGUGGAGUUGGAAAGUGAAGGAGGUGUGAAGGCGAGGAUCAAGGGAAUUACAAGGGAUUGGGGUUUGUUGCUUGCGGAGGAGCUGGGGUGGCAGGAUAGGCCGACAGGGAAGGUGGUGAGCUUGCAGAGCGACAGUAACAGUUUUGAUUUCUUCAGGGGCUUGGUCAGGCGGAAGGUGUGA